Acyrthosiphon pisum (pea aphid) is the source of this 1597-nucleotide messenger RNA. RefSeq names its product Sine oculis-binding protein (gene Sobp). NCBI's taxonomy places the organism in Eukaryota, Metazoa, Arthropoda, Insecta, Hemiptera, Aphididae. Gene Ontology annotation, cellular component: nucleus. Gene Ontology annotation, biological process: animal organ development. The record is from RefSeq and is a predicted model, not a curated record. The coding region runs from base 384 to 1514 and encodes 376 amino acids. The transcript has 4 exons.
UCCGCGUUUACACUAUUACGCGCCCGAACGCCACGCGACGCGCGCCGGUUUCCCGACAUCAUAAUAUACCGUCGGGCUCGCGCGACCACGACCACAUUAUACCGUACAGCCAUCAUCUAAGCUGGUCGCGGCGUUUUCGUAUAAAUAUAUUAUACUGUCGAGUAGGCUUCCUUCUCCCUCGGUCUCGCUUUUCGGCACAACAAAAAUAAUCAUUUCUGCACGCUUUCGAUUAGCACGAUAUCGUAUGCAUGUAUGAGUUUCGAAAAAUAUAUAUUAUAUACCACGGCGUCUCGAGAUUCGCACUUGUCUGUCGUCGUCCUGUACCUGCUGAUCGAUCGAUCGAUUUCGGAGCGAAUUGAUCAUUGCGGUUUCCACGGCGAGAGAUGAACAGAAACAUUCGAAAGGAUGCAGCGGACUCCAAAGCAGGGUUGGUGAAAAACGAAACGCCGGACGAAGAGAUCAAAGAGUAUGUGAAAACCACAAUGAACGAGAUGCUCGGAUGGUACGGAUAUGACAAAAUUAAUUCCAAAGACUGUUCGCUGCAAAGUAUGAAUUUAGUUAAGCUCAGAGAAAAAUAUCGAGGUCGCUCAAAAAGUACAGAACCAGAAACUUCGUCCGACGAAUACAAUAGUCCACAAUCACCAACAACGUCGAACUCACCAGUACAGCAAAUGACAUGUGGAUGGUGUGACAAAACGUUAAUAGCCAAAGCGUUUACAUUCCGCACGGCAGAAUCGGACAAUGAGAAAGUGUUUUGUUCCGAACAAUGUUUCUCACACUACCGUAGAGCCAAUUUUAAACGAAAUAAGACAUGCGACUGGUGUAGACAUCUCAGACACACAGUAAAUUGUGUAGAUUUCCAAGACGGCGAUCAUCAGCUACAAUUCUGCAGUGAUAAAUGUCUGAACCAGUAUAAAAUGAACAUAUUUUGCAAAGAAACUCAAGCCCAGCUAGAGUUGCACCCUCACCUACAGAAUACGUCGCUGCCAGAAAACCUAUGUAAAACCCUAGAGCCGAACUUGCCACUUAUUACACCUGACCUAUGGCUACGCGAUUGUCAUUCACCGCCACUUCCAGACCGGUCACCGUCUCCUCAAAGGCCUCAUUCCCCACCGCCGCCUGGACCGGCAGUUCCUCAGCUACGCAUAUCCAAUAAACUUUUUGACCGUCAAAACCGAAAACGCAAGAGACCCACAGUCGAAGACACUAUGCCACCUGUUUACCCUAAAUUUUCCCCACAUGCGCCAGUUUACUGUACACCACCGAUAUGUAGGUCACCGGCAUUCACACAAUCCCAGACGACAAAUAGCAGCAUUCCAACAAAUGCUGAUCCGACACCUUCGCCACUUUACCCAUUGAACUUGCCACCAUCGUUAUUACCACCACCCAUGAUAUUAGUACCAUAUCCUAUUAUGUUACCAAUACCAAUACCCAUUCCCAUACCCAUACCUUUACCAUUUUUACGAAAAGAAUGUGAUAAAAGCAGUAAUAAGGAAAAAGAUGAAAAAAAAUGAUAAUUAUGUAUAUCUUAAUGAACAAAUUGUUUUAAAUAAUAUUAUAAAUACUAUUUCUAUAUAUUAUUAUUAUUAUCAUUAUA